This is a messenger RNA of Brassica oleracea var. oleracea, 2529 nucleotides long. RefSeq names its product testis-expressed sequence 2 protein-like. Gene Ontology annotation, cellular component: endoplasmic reticulum. The transcript is spliced from 6 exons. The record is from RefSeq and is a predicted model, not a curated record. NCBI's taxonomy places the organism in Eukaryota, Viridiplantae, Streptophyta, Magnoliopsida, Brassicales, Brassicaceae. Gene Ontology annotation, molecular function: lipid binding. Bases 121 to 2370 code for a protein of 749 amino acids.
GACAUAAAAGUAGAGAGAAGACAUCGUGACGCGUCUUCUCCUCCUCUUUGAUUCCCUUCUCAACUAACUCUCUCUCUACUAUUAAAGUUGAAAAGCAACACACUUUGUAACUUCCCGGAGAUGGUUUCGUUCGCUGGCUUCGCCUUCGUCACUGGAUUCUUGCUGGGUCUCCUCGCCGUCGUUGCCGCGGAAGCUGCCGCGUUCUUGUACCUUGUGAAGCGGUUGAAUCGGAAGCAGAAAUCGAGUUCAGAUCCAACAUCAAAGGGCUCUGAACCUCCUCCUCUCGAGCCCAUUGAUUUCAAUCUCAACAAACAGGGAGUGAUUUGGGUUCUGGAGUUGGACGAGAGUUUAAAGGAGAAGUUACCAAAAGAGCCAAAGAAGAAGAUAAAUCACGUGGAGGUGCAUCCCGUUAGAAAAUUUGCUCGUAUCAAAGACCAUAAGCUCAUCUUAACAGACGCUGAUAGCAACAAGACUGUUAUCACUUUGAAAGGUUGCUCCGUUGAGGCUGUUUCAGGGUCUCAACUCCCCACAAGAAAAUGGGCUAAGAGGUUCCCUAUCCAAGUGGAGAGCAAAACUUCAGACUUGUACAAAGGGAACCGUGUGUUUUACAUCUACCUCGAGACUUCUUGGGAGAAGGAGUCUUGGUGUAAAGCUCUCCGUCUUGCUGCUUCUAAUGACCAAGAAAGGUUUAUCUGGUCGACCAAACUGAAAGACGAGUUCCGGAGCUACAUGGCUUCACUCAACGCUGCGUAUCCUUCUUUUAUGAAACCAUCAGCUGGUUUUAGCUUCGAGUCAUUGGACAAGGGAGUUAAGAUCGAUGGUCCUUCCUCAAAGGUUCGUUUGUUCUGGAAGAAGUUCUCUAAAAAGUGCUCAACCAAAGUGACAGCUUCAACACGUCCUUACCAAGACUCACAUUCCAACGGUAGCUCAGGAAAGAGUAAUCCAGCUAGAAAGAUUAGAGAUACCAUCAUCCCUGAGGAAACCGAUGUGGGAGCUUUCUCACGUUCUUGGAGCCACGCUUCGGAUGUAGACUCGGAAGAGAAGUUCUUCGCCGAUGAAGGAACCUUGGCGUGGAACUUGCUGAUCUCUCGGCUGUUCUUUGAUGUCAAAGAGAACGCAGGGCUGAAGAAUGCAGUGCACGAACGAAUCCAGCGGGUGUUGUCCAACAUGAGGACUCCUAGCUACAUAGGAGACUUAAUCUGCUGCGAUGUAAAGAUUGGGAGUCUCCCUCCGUAUAUACACGGUACAAGGAUUCUUCCGAUGGAGAUGAAUGGCGUGUGGGCGUUCGAGCUAGAUGUUGAAUACACUGGUGGUGCUGGACUUGAAGUUCAGACUCGAGUUGACGCUCGAGAGGAAGAUCUGCAGAUAGCCGAAGGAAAGCUGCAACCAAAUUCUUCAGGGGAUGUUCCACCAGAGUUCCUUGAAGGUCUUGCAGAUUUUGAGAAGCAGUUGAGUGUCCCCGGAGGAACUGGUGAUGGACAAGAUGUGAAAGUUGAUGAACCAAAGGGAGCAAAAGGUACAAAAGCAGCUCCCAACAAUGGAUCUAAGUGGAAGUCUAUUCUGAAGAACAUCGCUGAGCAAGUCUCUCAGGUUCCAAUUACUUUGUCAAUAGGAGUCUCUUCGCUUAGAGGGACACUGCGUGUACACAUGAAACCGCCUCCAUCUGAUCAACUAUGGUUUGGCUUCACAAGCAUGCCGGAGAUUAAAUUCGACCUUGUCUCAUCUGUUGGUGAACACAAAAUCACAAACAGCCAUGUUGCUAUGUUCUUGAUCAACCGUUUUAAGAACGGGAUACGAGAGGUCAUGGUGCUCCCCAACUGCGAAAGCAUUACCAUUCCAGGGAUGAUAGCUGAGAAGGAUGAUUGGGUCCAACGCAGUGUUGCGCCGUUCAUGUGGCUGAAUCAAGACUCAAGUAGUGAUCACGACAGCUUCGAAGCUGCAGAAGGUAAAGCUAAAGGUGAGAAGCCAACGAAUGGUGAACAAACGAAGAAAACUACCAACGUUCCGCAGAAAGCAAGAGUUGAGGAAGAACCUGUGGCUGCACAACAACCAGCUAAUUCCACAGCUCUUGCAGUAGAAAGUGAAAAAUCCUUGGAAGAACUCAAGACUCCCCUUCUGGAAAGCAACGAGAAGCUGGAGACAGUAGCACGAGGAGGCAACGACGGGGAGAUUGUUCCGGUUAGUGUCCAGCCACCGUCGAGGUAUAUCGUGCCAAAUGAAGAGGUUGAUUCGAGCUUCAAGGGGAAGAAAAUGGGAACAAGGGAGAGGAUGUUUGAUUUUAGGAAGAAAGUUGGGGAGAAGUUUGAAGAGAAGAAGCGUCACAUGGAGGAAAGAAGUAGACAGAUUGUUGAGAAGAUGAGAGGACCUUGAAGAAGCUUUUCUUUUUUCAGGUUUCAGAAACAAGGAAAGUCAAUAUAGAAUAGAUUAGUACAUUGUUAUUACUUGUAUCCGGUAUAUGUUUGGUGAAAAUAUCAAAAGAACUCAUUGCUGCGGUAUCUCUCUUUAUUCUUAUUAAUACAAACAAACAAA